CGUAAGUGGCAUGACAUGUUCACACAUUAGUGUACAUUCUUAUUAGAAAUUUAUUUAAUUUUCUUUUUAGUAUGGGAAAACCGCAAUAUUCUCAAAAAUUUCGACAAGCCUGGCUACAAGACAAAUUAUUUAAAGAGUGGCUUCAAGAAUACGUAAAAGAUUCAACAAAAGCAUUUUGUAAAACUUGUUGUGUAACUAUCCGAGCAAAGCGAUGUGAUUUGGUGAAUCACGGAGAAAGCCAAAAACAUAAAUCGUCAGUAGGAGCCAUCAAUAUUCAUCAACAAAACAGUAUUAAAUUUAAACCAAUAAGCUUAGAAACAAAUCGAUCCGAAGCUGCCUUAUCGCUUUUUGUGAGUAAUCAUUGUGCAAUAUUACCAAUUGAUCAUCUCGGUGAAUUGUGCAAUACACACUAUCCUCAUAAUAACAUAAGAAUUCAUAGAACCAAAUGUUCUAGAAUUAUUAUUAAUGUCUUAGCACCCUAUUUUAUGUCUAAUUUGAAAGAAGACAUUGGUGAUAUGUACAGUUUGCUGAUCGAUGAGUCUACCGAUAUUGCUGUUCUUAAAUAUCUUGGAAUAGCCAUUAUGUAUUUAAGUAAAAGUCAAAACAAAAUAAUUACUACUUUUUUAUCUCUUGAAGAACUCGUCGAAUGUAAUGCAAUGUCAAUUGUAACAGCUAUAAAAACUUGUUUAAAAAAAUUUGAUUUGGAUAUUAAAAAUAUGGUUGGGUUAGGUUCUGAUAAUGCAAGCGUGAUGGUUGGCAUUAAUAACGGUGUCUUUAAAAUGUUAAAGGAAGACAAUCCUAAUUUGAUUUUAAUUAGAUGUGUUUGUCACUCAUUACAAUUGGCAACUUCCCAAGCUUGUGCUCAUACUAUCCCAAGACAUUUGGAUUUUUUGAUAUCUGAAACAUAUAAUUGGUUUUCUAAGUCAACACUACGACAACACUCAUAUAAAGAAAUUUUCAAAACUAUUAAUGAUGGACAUGACCCACUCAAAAUAGUUCAGUCCUCAAAUACUCGUUGGUUGUCAGUCGAAACCGCAGUAGUUCGCAUCGUUGAUCAAUGGCACAAACUCAAGACUCAUUUCGGUAUCUCUAGACAAAAAGAUAGAUGUUAUACAGCUGAAAUGUUGUAUUCAAUAUACACUGAUGAUAAAAAUCUAGCAUAUUUGCUAUUCUUGAGACCAUUGCUGGGGGAAAUUCAGAGAGUAAAUAAACUAUUUGAAUCAGAAUAUGUUGAAUUUCAGCAAAGACUACCCGAUAAUAUAAGCAUGUUGGAAAAAAUUGAAAUACUAUCUCCAAGUAAUACAUUGAAACAAAUAAAAGAUAAUAUAAGUCCAAUAUGUGAGUUUUUUGGAUUUCAAAAUAAAGAAAUUGAAAAAAUUGAUCUACAGUGGCGAAACAUUAAUUUAUUAAACUGGAAGAAUACUAAUUCAGCUGUAGAGUUUUGGAGUGAAGUGUAUUCAUUUCAAGACUCUGCAAGUCAUAAUCCAUUUAAAGAAUUAGCCAACUUGGCACUUACUGUAUUAUGUAUACCUUGGUCCAAUGCAGCUUGCGAACGAGUGUUCAGCCAAAUGAAUUUGAUAAUAACAAAGUUGAGGAACAAAAUGAAAUCCCCAAUGCUAAUAAGUUUACUUCAUAUAAGAUCUGGGUUGAAGAGGAAUAAAAAGUGUUGUCACUAUUUUGUAUUACCAGAUACCGUUAUCAAAAAAAUUGGUACAAAUGAUGUAUAUAAUGUUGAAACUGAGUUAAAUGACAAUGAUGAUGAUAAUAUUAUAAAGGCACGCUCCGAUGUCAGUCGAGUACCGUCGUUAAUUAUUCAUGCCGAUGAUUUGAAUAUGCUCGUCGAACAAUUUCAAAGUCAGCGAGAUGUUAUUAUUAACGCGUUAAUUGACCUCAACCGUAUCGCCGAGUUCGAACAGGUUGAUCGUCCGUUGGUUACGUCAAUGGAAUCAAUACGUCUCGAAAUUAAAACUAUCGUCGCGAGUGCCGUUCACGCGAGUGCCGCUUCCGUGAAUAUUUCUGAAAUUAAAUCGUCAUGCACCGCUGCCGCGUCUCAACAUUUUAUCCCGCUACCAAAAAUCGAGUUACCGCACUUCGACGGUGAUUUACUAGAGUGGCGUUCUUAUCGCGAUAUAUUUGUGUCCCUCGUACACGAUAACGCUCUCAUCGGCGACGCGCAACGUUUUCAUUUUUUAUUAGCUAGUCUAAAGGUAGAUGCGUUAGCCGUUGUGAAAUCAAUACCGCUGUCUGCGGAUAAUUACGCUCUCGCGUGGGAAGCAUUGUCCGAUUUUUUUGACAACAAGCGUCUUUUAGCUUCCGCGCAUUUAGACAAACUUUUCGCUUUCAAGCCAAUCGCACAUGAGUCGUUACCAGCUCUGUCAUCAUUCGUAAAUACAUUUAAAAAAAAUGUGUCUUUAAUUAAGUCCCUCGGGGUCAAUGACCUCGCCAGUUUUCUGCUGUUUCACAUGGGAGCUCGGCAUGGACCCAGCUACGAUGCAGUUAUUCGAAUCAAUCGAUUUAGUAAUUCUUACGCAAAUCACCACCGCCAUGCCGCUACGCGGUUACCAGCGAGCAUACGUUCUAAGUACCAACACCUCUGUCUCGCCGACAACAAUUUCGAUAUCCCGUCGCGCGUCGACGUCCUAUUCGGCGCCGACAUAUUACCAAGUCUUGUUCGCGCACAUGCCGGCGUCGAGCAUCAUCUCGGCCUUCCAUCGGCCUUGGACACUCAACUCGGUUGGAUAGUUUUUGAAUCAUUCACUACACCGAACUCGUCAUCCUUAUCCGCGUUGACCACUGCCGUAAGUCCGCCGUCGAUUGGGGAUUUAUUACAGAAGUUUUGGCUGGUCGAAGAAUCCGCCGUACCAUCGUCGCCCACCACAGAGGACCAAUGGUGUGAAGAAUAUUUCAAGACGUCUACUUCACGUGAUACGACAGGUCGAUUUUGUGUCGCCCUACCAUUUCGACAUUUAUUCACCAACUCAGAUCAACAUCAAGAUGCCACGCCGCGUCACGGUCUCGGUGACUCGUGGUCCAUAGCGCUAAAACGAUUUAAUAAUUUAGAAAAACGGUUGACCAAGGAUUCCGUUUUAUACGCGGCCUACCGAAAGUUUAUGUCAACGUAUCAAUCGUUAGGACACAUGGUACCAGCUCCGGCACCGGGCACAUAUUUUAUUCCGCAUCACGCCGUACUCAAGGCCGACGGUGACGUGUCCAAAAUACGCGUCGUGUUCGACGCCUAG
This is a messenger RNA of Acyrthosiphon pisum (pea aphid), 3239 nucleotides long. RefSeq lists its product as uncharacterized. Gene Ontology annotation, molecular function: protein dimerization activity. The transcript is spliced from 3 exons. The record is from RefSeq and is a predicted model, not a curated record. NCBI's taxonomy places the organism in Eukaryota, Metazoa, Arthropoda, Insecta, Hemiptera, Aphididae. The coding region runs from base 72 to 3239 and encodes 1055 amino acids.